CGCGCGGGUUCGUAGCCACUCUUUACAGCUCCACACGCAGUCGAUCGCGCUCGGCAAAAGUGAAAAAGAAAUAUCCAAGUGGUCCGGAAAAAAAUAUUUUUUUUUUAACCAAGUGUCCCCAUAGGCCGAGGAAAGGACAACAGAGAUGAUGCAGGGAAACGAGGGCCUAGCCGGAGGGUCUUCCACGGCGUAGGCCUCCUCGUCGAGUGCGUGUGCUACACUAUAUUUAUACACACGGAGUAACGUAACGGAGAUAUACAUAUAUAUAUAAUAUACACACACAUAGAGGAGUUGCGUGGGGUGUGUGUAUAUUUAUAUAUAUAAGGAAGAGAGCAGAAGAGGGAAAAGCCUGGGAGCCGUGCGAGAAUGGAGCUGUCGCUGCCGCGGCCCUUUGGAAUGAUGCUGGGCCUCCUGGUGGUGGUGAUGAUGCUGGCGGCUACGGCACCGACGAGGGCCCAGCUCGAGCAGAGGUUACCCACGGCCCAGCAGCUGCAGCUCCAGGCCAAUAGGCGCGCCGACUGUCCGAUCUUUUGCGUCUGCAGCACGUGGCUGAGGCUCAACAGGGCCUCCUGCACCGGCAAGGGCCUAUUCAGCAUCCACACUGGUGUUUCCAACUACAUGCAGGUGCUCGACCUCUCCAACAAUUCCAUCAGCCAACUCGAGGACAAGGGACUCUCGCGCGCCGGUCUUACGAAAUUGAAGUUCUUGAACCUGUCGAUGAACUCCAUAAGCGAGAUCGGCAUGAAAGCCUUCGACGAUCUGCGGGCCCUGGUCGUGCUCGAUUUGUCGAUGAACCACAUCGACUUCAUCACACCGGACACGUUCAUCCACAACAUGGAGCUCAAGAUCCUCAAUCUCUCCGGAAACAAGUUCAAUCUACAAGUGCCAGUGUUACACAGCUCCUCCAUCACGGACCUUGACUUGAGUGGCUGCCGGAUCAAUUCUUUGCCCACGGACACCUUCUUGGGGCUGAAACAACUGCGCAAACUCAAUCUGUCCAACAAUAAGCUCAUUGGACUCGAUAGGGAGGUCCUGCUCGCAAUGCCAUCCCUUCAGUUUCUCAUGCUCGGACGGAACCCAUGGUUGUGCGACUUUGAGUUCUACAACCUGAAGGUAGCAAUUCGCAAGGCAGACAUCCGCAUGGACCCGGUGUGCGAGAGGCCCACUCUGGAGGCCAAGUUCGAGGAGAUAAUCGCUAAGACGUCGGAAUCUGAUAUCGACGAGCCGAUCAUUAUAAAAUCGACGAAACGGCCGAUCCUGGUGCCUCGAGCUGAGCUCAACGAGCACACCUGGGACACGGAGUCGUGGCGCGAGUUCGAGGAGGCGUUGCGCGAUGAGCAGCCACCGAUGGCCGAGCCCCGAGCCUCGAAUGUCUUCGUCGCCACCCUGAACAAUCUCUCGCCUUUCUGGUUCCUCCUUACCGGUUUUUUGUUCGGCAGCGUGGCCACGAUGCUCUUCACCUACCUCUGGUUCUCGGAUAGUGUCACCUGUCCCCGAAGGAUCCGAUCCUCCGAGAUCGUCAACUCGCCCGAAGUCAACUCCCAGAGGGUCUCGCUGCUCAGGGGAACCUUUUAUCUGUUCAGGCACCUUUGGCAGCAGGAAAACCUGCCGAGCUCCGAUGAGGUCUCUGUCAGGGGAGGCGAAGGUGUUGGACCUACGGUCUUUCUCCCGGCCCUCGGGGCGACGGUGCCAACCUGCCCAGGCACGCCGCCACCGCCUUAUCGCGAAGUGAUGCUGCACUGCAAUCUUUACCCAAGGGCGGCGAUGGUCGCGGCUGCCCAACAGGCGUCCGGUAGAACUCUCUCCACCGAAUGAACGAUCGUUUUACGAUUUUACUCUAUGUGUGUGUUCAACGAGAACGGGCUUCGAUAUGUGCCUUCGAGUCGUCUUCCAUGCCGAUUUUUUUUUCUUUCCUUUUUUUUUAUUGGAAGAGCGUUUGCCAUUUGAAACUGCUUAUCAAUUUAUUUUUAAUCGUCACUCGUUUUAAGGAAGAACAAAAGCGACUCUGGACGGUCAAGUGCCUUAUUCGUGUCGAUUAUACGUAGGAUUAGGUUUUUGUAGUUACGAACCCAUGUGUAUACAAUAUUAUGUUAUACUGAAUGAACACUUUCGUUUACUUAGAUUGUUUUAUUUUAUUUUUUUCGUGUGCGAGUUUACUAUGAAUAUUUUUCGACUGAAAAAAACCACUUUCAAUUCGUAUUACGAUUAUUUUAAUCUGCUAUACUUGAAAAAAAAAAAAAAAAUUUGUUUAAUAAC
Molecule: messenger RNA, 2256 nt
Organism: Copidosoma floridanum
Lineage: Eukaryota; Metazoa; Arthropoda; Insecta; Hymenoptera; Encyrtidae
Cellular component (GO): plasma membrane
Molecular function (GO): protein binding
Source: RefSeq, a predicted model, not a curated record